Messenger RNA from Cylindrotheca closterium, 1263 nucleotides. The record is from the annotation of a GenBank genome assembly. Lineage: Eukaryota; Bacillariophyta; Bacillariophyceae; Bacillariales; Bacillariaceae.
AUGUUUCCAAGGCGUCAUUUUAUUCUGCUAGCUAUAAGCUUUCUGGGGCUAGCAGCAGAUGUGCAAGGUGACAAUUCUAUAAGUCUUAAUAUUGAACACGGAAGCCGAAAUUUGCAAGAUUCCUGCGAAGACACCGUUCUUCGAAGUGCCAAUGGCCAAUUCAAUGCCGAAUCAACGUUUGGAAAGACGCAAUCUACAGGACUUGGAACUUGUAAUGGCCUAUCCUCUGAAGUUGGUCCUGGAGUUUGGUAUUCCGUAGCGGGAACCGGAAAUGCCAUAAAGGCAUCCACUUGUAAUGAGAACACAGAAUUCAAGGCCACUCUUCUGGUCUACAGUGGUACUACCUUUGAUUGUACCGCCAAUCAAUUGACUUGUGUUACGGCAUCCGAUAGCACAGAUUUCGAAUGCACUUCGAAUACCGCCAAAUCUACCGCAGUAGAGUGGCAAUCACUUAAUGGAGUGACCUAUUACGUCUUGGUUCAAGCACAAAUUCCCGGGGAUCAAGGGACUAUAUGGAUGAAUUUCCGCAGUAUAUCUCCACCGGUAAAUGAUGACUGUAAGAGGGCCAUUGGUGCCAUUCCGCCAGUCGAUUUGCAAGUUGAUGGUACCACUUUGGAUGCCAACUUGUCUCAGAUGCCAGACUACUGUGGAGUCAACCAAUUGUAUCCUGGAGUCUGGUACUCUUUUUUCGGAACUGGUUCGGACAUGACCAUCGGGGCCUGUGGAAAUUCUGAUGCGCAAUAUGCUUUUUCCUUGUACAAAGGACCCAAUUGUGACAACCUAGAGUGUGAAUUGAAUGAUGGGACCUACAGUGUUACAAAUAUCAGUGGCGAUCAGAGCAAGUGUCUUUAUCGGAAUUCAGACGGAUCUCUCGCCCUACGCGAACUGCACCAAAUCAGCUUUACUUCCACAUUUGAACAACGAUACUUUUUGUAUAUUGCCCAUGAUCCUUCCUCAGGUGGAUCGACGUUGACGGGUGACUUUCGAUUGUUUGUCAAGUCGCUUGACGAUCCGCCUACCUUUCCACCUGUGGAAGUCCCAACCAGAGCUCCUAGUUUGGCACCAUCCGGCCGACCAUCACCCAUCGGAGUUACGGCAUUUCCAACUAGGGAACCCACUGCCGUUCCACAACCUACUACCCCAACGAUUCUUCCACUUCCAACAAAUGUACCCAUUACUUCUUCUCCGGCGCCUGACACGAGGUCCAUGUUGGUUUGUCUUCUUUUGUCUGUGGGGGCACUUGUGGUCAAUGACAUGUGGUAA